Molecule: messenger RNA, 3181 nt
Organism: Linum trigynum
Lineage: Eukaryota; Viridiplantae; Streptophyta; Magnoliopsida; Malpighiales; Linaceae
Source: the annotation of a GenBank genome assembly
AAAAAAAAAAGAAAAAAAAAUGGUGGAUACGGAUGUAGCCAUGGUGGUUAUUAGAAUUUCAGUUACCACCCUAACGCAUUCCGUAUAAUUGGUGUAAUAUGAUGAUAUAACAUAGGACCCCAACUAAUUAAUGCAUUACCCUAAGCCCUAGACCUCCAAUUUUGAAUUAUACUCCUAAAUCCCAAAUUGUAGCCCUAACCCUAACCCUAAAUCUCUAAACUACCAAAUUGUAAACCCUAACCUUCAAAUUAAAGUAAAUCUUGAAUGGUUUUUGUGCGAAUUCAUGUGCUUUAUUGUUCAUCACAUCAUAAGUGAUGAUUGACAUUAGUUUUACAUGAUUCGCAUGUUUAAAAUGACGGUUAUGAGACGAGUGCACUGAAUGCACCCAAAAAAGUGAGUGCACCAAAGACGUCACCAUAUAUAUAUAUAUAUAUAUAUAUAUAGCCCUCUACAGUACCCCAGGUGAAAUCCGGGGUACCGCAUACCUUGAGUACGAAAAUGCUAUCUAGAUCUCGAAUUAGCAGGAUUUUUGGGCAUGAUACUAUACCCUAACCCAUAAUGAGUGAACCAUAUAUCCUAAUUAUCUAAAUCAUCAACUAUAAACCCUAAGACGGUGCAUUGAUUUUUUUGCCUAUAUUAGGACGAAUCAUAACCGUCGAUUAUUGUUUCUAAUCAAAUUGAUCUUGGGGUAUAAGAUUUACAGAAUUAAGACCUAGAUUUUGAUCUUUAAGGGUUAGAGUAUAGUAUCGUGUCCGAAAGAUCAGUCAAUUCAAGUUCUGGAUAGCGUUUUAUUACUCAAGGUAUGUGGUACCCCGGAUUUCACCCUGGGUACCGUAGAACUCCCCAUAUAUAUACAUAUACAUAUAUAUAUAUAUGUAUGUAUAUAUGGGCAGUUCUACGGUGCCCAGGGCAAAAUCCGGGGUACGGGUAACCGGGGGCAAGGAAAAUUACCAAAAGCAUCACGAAGCGUUUAUGCUUUAUUAAUUGGACUUCAACCUAACUGUACCCGGUUUAAUGAUAUCGAUUAAGAGGUUAAACCCUAUGGAUACGACCCGCCGCCCUAACCAAUUUCCAGUCUCCCUUCUACGAUCCCUCAUUCGCCUUGGAGGGUCCCCUCUAAGUUCGAAGUUCGAUCAUAAGCUGCCUAUCAAAUCUGAAAUCUCCAACAAAAUCAUCGUUUCGAAACCCAAAUCCUUUUAUUAUUUGAUCCACAUUCGAUUUAGCUCCCUAUCCAAUCUCAAAUCCCCAACAUCAUCAUGUUUCAUACGCCAAAUCUAUGUAUCCACAUUCGAAGAGAAGAUCCCCAUCCAAUAUGAAAUCCUCACAUAAUCAUCAUUUUGAACCCCAAAUCCUUUUAUCCACAAAUCGACGUUUUGUUCAUCGCCAUUUUAUUUCCGUGCGGAAUUUACUCGCCUAUCUCUUUCUAACACGAUUACGGCGACCAUGUCUAUUAUUGUGUUCAUCAAACUUUUCGUUUUCAAAAGAACCCUUGAAAGAGGUUUGCUAACCCUAGGGUUCAUGUCGCUAGUGCUUUGUCAUCUUGUCUUAGCGUUAUUGUCAUUUUCUCGAAACUUCUAUCACUCGGUGAAAUUAAGGUUUCCUGAUAUGCAGUGUUCGUCUCGCCCAGAGGAUUGAGGAAGGAGACGAAGAAGACCUAAUUUGAUUCGAAUCAGAUGGAGAGGUCUCCUUAAUUUGUGUUUAUGUAUUAACGGUGCGUUUAGGACUAAUUCUAGUUGGACUGGGUCUGAUCAUUGAUUUUUGCAGGCUUUUAAAUAACAUUCAGACAUGGGCUUGUACAUGGACCCAUGACACCUAGUUUGUUGAUAAUAGAUACUGAGUUCCGGAUUGUCAUUAGGUUGGGCCUUUGAUAAUUCUCUAUCUCAGUGGCGAUUCUUUGUUUUACUUAUUUUCAUCUGCUUCUGCUUCUAAAAUCCUGAUCAUUCAUUGAGUUCACGCAAUUUAAACAUAAUUCUGUGUUCCAUCUUUUUUGGGAUUUGGUAAAUGCUAGCGUGUCUCUUUACACAUUUAGCGGUACGAGGUAAACUACAAUCCGCCCAAUUUAACUCUUCAUUAAUUGAGAUCCCAUUCCACUCUCUCACCGAUUUCCCCUCUUUAUGCAAUGCACUCGUACAUAACAAACCUCUUGUAGACUAAUUAGAGGCUUGUGGUUAGAUACUGAGUGAGGAUAUUUUUUUAAUUUAUGUUUUGAAACGAAAGUUAGAAUUUCACUUUUGAAGUACCUAUGUACUUUAGUUGGGCAAGUAUUUUCAAAAUGUAAAAUUUUAUCAGCGUAUAGGUAUACGAUUUUUGUAUAAGGUGUUGAUGUUAAAGGAAAUGGUUACUGACUGCUUAGGGUAUUAGGUUGUUGAUGGUAUAGAGUAUAUGGUAUAUGGGUAGGUUAUAAGGUGUUGAUGGUUUAGAGCAUAUGGUAUCGAUUGGUUAAAGGGUGAGGGUAGGUGUUGUCUUAUUUUUUCUCGAUUUUAUAUUUUCUUUAUAUCUGCUUAUAAAUGCUGAUCAUGCCUUAUUACUAAAAAAACGUAGACAUAAUUAUUGUAGCGUGACACAUUUAUCAGUACUUAGACAUAAUUCUUUAUAUCUGCUUAUAAAUGCUGAUCAUUUAUUGUUUGAUUUGAACCUGCGUGUUUUUGCUCCGAAUGAUUUUGUAGUGGCGUGGUAAAGACAAUCCGUCCAAUUUAACUCUUCAUUAAUUCCCCAUUUUCUUUUCUUUUUUGGUAGAAUAAUUACCCCUUUUCCACUCUCUCAGUCCCCGCCGAAGUUGAAACAAUCCCCUGUGAUAUAUUUAUCGUUCAUUUUAACCCUUCACUUAAUAAGAAAGCGAAAUUAUGCAAAAUGGUCAUCAAUGUGAUGUAGCUUAAUUGGUUAAUUGUCCGUUAUUUGCUUAGUCAAUAAAGUAGAGGUUUGUGGUUCGAUACUUAGUGAGUAUCAAUUUUUAAUUUAUGUUUUGAAAAGCAAGUUAUAAUUUUAAUUUAUAAGCGUAUAGGUAUACGAUAUUGUAUAAGGUGUUGAUGGUUUAGAGUACAUGGUAUUGGGUUAGUGUAUUGAUCAUCUCCAUCCCUAAAAUACGAUAUUGUAUAAGGUGUUGAUGGUUUAGAGUAUAUGGUAUUGGGUUAGUGUAUUGAUCAUCUUCAUCCCUAAAAUUGAACAAAAAUUUCUAAACGAG